Salpingoeca rosetta is the source of this 879-nucleotide messenger RNA. RefSeq lists its product as uncharacterized. The transcript is spliced from 9 exons. The coding region runs from base 1 to 879 and encodes 292 amino acids. The record is from RefSeq and is a predicted model, not a curated record. NCBI's taxonomy places the organism in Eukaryota, Choanoflagellata, Craspedida, Salpingoecidae.
AUGAGCAACGCCACCGCCCCCAUCACCCAUGAGCCGUCGUUCUCCGACCAGGCCGCCUUGCUCAAGGCUCCAGCGGAUCUCCUCGCAGAGCCCGACACGCCGCCCCAGAAGUGCCACCCGCUGUCGUGCUGCCUCGGCACGCUGUGCUGCCCACUCAGCUUUGGCUCCACCCUCCUCUCCUCCUUCUUCACUGUGAAGCAGCAGAAUGAGGCUGUCAUCCUCCGCUACGGCCGCUACGAGCGCACCAUCAAGACCCCAGGCCUGCACUACAGCAACAUCUUCGGGCGCACGGUACUGCCGAUCAGCAAGCAGAUGCGGUCCAUGGAUCUCCCCGACGAGCGAAGCGGCCGCCGCACUGUCCUCGACAAGGAGGGCAACCCGCUCAUCGUCUCAGCCGUCGUCAUCUACCAGUUUGUGAACAGCUACCGCGCCGCCAUUGAGAUCUCGCGACCAACGGAUUAUCUCUCAAACCAGGGCGAGGCCGUCCUGAAGAACGUGAUUGCAAACUACGUGUAUGAGUCCCACGACGACAGCCCAAGUCUGCGCACACAUUGUAACAUGGUGUCGCAUGAGCUGCGCGAACGCCUGCAGGAGCGAGCAACGGCUGCCGGAAUUCUGGUCCACCACUUUGAUCUCAAGGAGGUGUCAUAUGCGCCCGUCGUGGCUGCGGCCAUGCUCAAGCGACAGCAGGCCUCUGCUGUGAUUGCUGCGCGCCAGGCCAUCGUCUCCGGCGCCGUCGACAUCGCAACCACGGCUGUCGAGAGCCUCAGGGAGCGCGGUGUUGAGUUGGAGUCGGCGGAAUCCACGCGUCUCGUCAACAACUUGCUCACCGUCAUCUGUAGCGAAUCAGACGUAACCCCAACCCUCCCGCUCUCGUAG